Erigeron canadensis is the source of this 2649-nucleotide messenger RNA. RefSeq lists its product as uncharacterized. The transcript is spliced from 6 exons. NCBI's taxonomy places the organism in Eukaryota, Viridiplantae, Streptophyta, Magnoliopsida, Asterales, Asteraceae. The record is from RefSeq and is a predicted model, not a curated record. Bases 472 to 2424 code for a protein of 650 amino acids.
UUUUUGUUGGCGAAAAUUCGUCGUCUCUCAGACAUGGCGGUGCUCCUCCGAAAUCCCCAAAUUUAGGAGGAGCCGUUGCCGGAACAUUAUAAAAAUCAUACAUAUAUCGUAUCUAUUAUCUAUAUCACUCAAUAUAAUUAUAUAUACACAUACAUAAAUAAAUACAACAGUGCUUAUGGAUUUCGAUGAAGAAACAACAAUUGAAUGGAAAUUGAUUUGGAUACAAAAAUUAUAUACAAUGACUUCAGCUGAAAAGAGGAAGGGAUUUGUUGAUUAAUUGCAGAUUCUCGGUUUUGGUUUUGUUUUAGUUUAAAGUUUUGAUUAAUCGUUAUAUAGGAUAGUUGAUUAAGAACAAUGUGUGCAAUAGUGUAAUUGAAGUGUAAAGUAUUGUGUGGCAUUCCCUUAAAAAGGGGAGAGAUUAUUAAGUUAAGCUUUAUUUAGGAUUAGGUGACUUGUACUAAUUUUGGUAUUAUGGGAGUGCCACAAGAUCAAUGCAUUGGGAGUUCCGAGGUUGCAGGGACAUCGAGCACCUUGGAAUGUAGCUUGCCUCUAGUUGAUCGGGGCGGUUGUAAUUUGAAUGAGAUGAAAUCUGAGAAUGUGACAAAUUGUGGUAGACUUUGCUUUGAUUCGUUAUUUGGUGAUUGUGGUAGUAAGACGUGUUUGGAGAGCUUUAAUUUUACGGAUGUGGCGGGUAAAGAGUCUAAUGAUGGUUUAAAAUUUGGGUUACAGAACGUUAAGACCUCAUUUUCUAGGAUUGUGGGAUUUGAAUCUGACAAGGAUGUAUCCUCAAAUGCGUCUAGGUGUAGUAUGAACAUGGAUGAUAAGAAAGUUAGUGUGUCUAUGGCCAAGAAGAGAAUGUUGUCACCAUUGAACAAUAUGCUUUCUUUUCAGCCGUUUGACGGUAAUCAUAUAGAUAUUGAAUAUAGGAGUGCCAAAACUGAUGAUCAAAAGGUGAAAAGUUAUAAGAAAGCAAAUAUAGGGAACGGUACUCAUUCUUCUGAUUUUAUGUGGCCUCUGUCUGAUCACUCUGAGCAGAACAUAUUACAGAAGUACAAUAGAACAUCCUCUGGUAUUUCCAUAGAUGGGCCGGUUCUCAAGGAAAAUGAAAUGCUUUCUCAUUUCUUUCCUCUAGGGUUUAAGGAUUUUAAGGAGUCGAGCAAGCUAAAGCUGCAGACCAAGCCUAUAGGAAUACCUGUCGACAAGGUGAGCUUGACCCGUUCUUCUCCCUUAGGUCCAAGAUUUUCCAAGGAAGUGACAACUGGGAGUGCUUUCAUGAAUUUGACCAAAGAGAUAGAGGGAGAACAUCCAAUGAUUGAAAAUGUGGAUAAUUCAGAAAGAGAGAUCAUCUCGGGUACCACAUUUGUAUCGAGUGAAGUGGACUAUAAGAUGCCAAGCAAGUCACUUGAAGAAAUCGGUUAUUUAUGUGAUGAAAUCAGGUCGUGUUCUCCUGAAAGCUACACAGGCAAGAGCUGGCCUAUUCAGAAAGAUUUGGGAUUUAGCCCCCACUUAAGGAAUUUAAGGGGGAGAACAAGGGGUCUUUCUGUUAGGAGGUCGUUAGUGGGGUCUUUUGAAGAAUCACUUUUAUCUGGUCGGCUUUCAUCCGGGGACAUAAGCAAGAGAAUUGAUGGUUUUCUGGCUGUACUAAGUGUAAAUGGGGGCACCUUCUCACCAAAAGCACGGAAACUUCCCUUUGCAGUUACUAGUGUUGAUGGAGAUAGCUACUUAUUGUACCAUGCUUCAAUAGAUCUUGCAGGGAUUUCCUCAUCAAGCAGUGCAAGGAGCAAAAUGAGGAAAAUCCGCUUUCAAAAUGAUGAUACUCAAAGUUCUCAAAGCCGUUUGCGCAUUCCAAUGAAGGGGCAGAUACAACUGGUUUUAAGCAAUCCAGAGAAGACGCCUGUUCAUACUUUCUUCUGUAAUUAUGAUUUGAGCGACAUGCCAGCUGGCACAAAGACUUUCCUACGACAUAAGGUCACCCUUGCAUCAUCCACUCCAACUCAAAGUUCAGAAAGUUGUUGCUCUGGUCAAAAUGAAGGUUAUGAGUGCAAUGUUCAUGCUUGUCGGGUGAAUGGUGACCUGAUUUCCAAUUGGGAGGAUCAUGCCCAACUGAAAACUUUCAACAAAUACAAAAGCGUAUGCUCAAGGGCCAAUGGAAAUACUGCUUCAGUUGGCGCACUACGCUAUGCUCUUCAUCUUCGUUUUCUAUGCCCUCACAGGAAAUGCUCAAGACUGGUUCAGAAGUCUAUUUUUGAUCCUGUUUCUCCAUCUCAACUGAACAAUUUAGAUAAACAUGGGGACCGGAAGUUCUUCCUAUGCAGUAAUAUGAAAGUGGUGUUCCCACAGCGCCAUUUAGAUGAUGAUGAAGGGAAGUUAAAUGUAGAAUACCAUUUUCCAGAAGAUCCAAAGUAUUUUGAUAUUGGCUGCUGAUAUGUAUCAAUCUGAGGUUGAGGAACAUAAUGUAUGGUUAUCAAGCAUUUUGAAGAACAAGGGACUUGGCAAUUUUGAAUUAUUUUAUUUUUUAUUUCCCUUUUUGAUAUGUGAGGAAGCAACCAAAUGCAGUUAUAGAACUUAGGAAAUAAAUGGGAUGGCCUGUACCUUCUUUACAUUGUACAUUUGUACAUGUAUACGAAAUGUGAUUUACCUUUAUAGCUA